UCGCUGUCACGGCACUGAAGCUGCUGAGGAGGAGACCGCGAUCAUCUCGCAAUCUAAAACCAAGAUCCGUCGGUGUUGUUUUCGUCGUUGUUCUCGCUAUGAAAGCCAUCAGCCCCGUCCGCUCGGUGAGGAGCUGCUACAAGGCCGUGUGCUGCAUUUCGGAGCAGAGUCUCGCCAUCAGCCGGAAUAAACACUCGUGUCUGGACGAGCCCGUGAGCGCCCUGUGCGACAUGAACGACUGCUACUCCAAGCUGAAGGAGCUGGUGCCGAGCAUCCCGCAGAACCAGUCGGUGAGCCAGAUGGAGAUCCUGCAGCACGUCAUCGACUACAUCUUCGACCUGCAAAUCGCGCUGGAGGCGGAAGACGCAGCCGCGCCGGAGAUGGUUUUGUCAAUAAAGACUGCGGAUCUUACGCGCAGUUUCUCCAAAGAAGAAGGACGGUUGUGCCAAUAGAAUGAGGAUGGCAGAUUACGGUGCAGGGAAACACAUGUCUCCACUUCACUCCGGGCAAGAGGACAAGAGGGGCAGAAAGGGUGGGAUAGGUAUUUGGAGAGAGAGAGAAGGAGAAGAAAAGAGGAGGAGGAGGAGGAGGUGGUGCAGGGUUUAAAGAAAAGAAGGAGAAAAAAGUGGACUGUUUCCUAGAUGAGCGGGGAUCAACAGUAGUGCAUGAGCAAGAAAACAGAGACUCAUUCUUUGGCCCCUGGACAGACAAAUCAACACACCAAAGCAGAAGCCAGGAUUGGAAACUGAAAACUUACCAUCUUUGUCUGCCUUCCUCUCAAACCUGGGAUUCCUUAUACAUACAAGUAGAACUAUUGGUACAUUGUCAUUUUUAUCUCCUUUUAUUUUUGUAUUGGAUUCCAAACUAUCUGUGGGCUGAUCUCCACACCCAACCUGAACCUAAACAAAGUCUCAUGUCACCUCACGUAAUUAUCACACACACAUACACCCCAAAAUGUUGUUUUCUAAUGAUCUCGAGACUGUUAAAACUUCUUAAGAAUGCGUACAUAUCUGCUGUGGGUAUGUAAGGUGUGAGUCAAUUUGGAUGUCGGUAUUUUUGUGAAUGGGAGUUUUCUUAGGUAUAAUCAGAACUCUAUACUAGAGUUAAUUGUAAAUGUUUGUAGGGAUUGUGUUAUUUCUACAGACAAAAUGUGCCGUGAGUUUCAUAAACUCUUUAUUAUAAAGUUUGCUUCGUAUGUAUGUUCUUAUGUAAUGAAAUAAAAAAAAGAAAACUGAUGUCAAACA
Molecule: messenger RNA, 1244 nt
Organism: Amphiprion ocellaris (clown anemonefish)
Lineage: Eukaryota; Metazoa; Chordata; Actinopteri; Pomacentridae
Gene: id3
Product: inhibitor of DNA binding 3
Exons: 3
Coding region: 99-452 (117 amino acids)
Biological process (GO): negative regulation of transcription by RNA polymerase II; circadian regulation of gene expression; cell differentiation
Cellular component (GO): cytoplasm; nucleus
Molecular function (GO): transcription regulator activity; protein dimerization activity
Source: RefSeq, a predicted model, not a curated record